Molecule: messenger RNA, 4323 nt
Organism: Anarrhichthys ocellatus (wolf-eel)
Lineage: Eukaryota; Metazoa; Chordata; Actinopteri; Perciformes; Anarhichadidae
Gene: wnt7aa
Product: wingless-type MMTV integration site family, member 7Aa
Exons: 4
Coding region: 477-1526 (349 amino acids)
Biological process (GO): canonical Wnt signaling pathway; positive regulation of JNK cascade; multicellular organism development
Cellular component (GO): extracellular region
Molecular function (GO): frizzled binding; cytokine activity
Source: RefSeq, a predicted model, not a curated record
UGAAGUGAGCGCGGAUGAUGCGGCGCCCCGGAGAGAGCUCAUGACCUGCGACAUCUGACCGGCUCCUUGAACCCUCAACUGGACGCAGGUCUGCCGCGCGGAGAGACCGAUGAGCUGAGCGUGUACCUGCAAGCUGCUCAGAGGCAGAUCCUCCGCAGAACACGCCCUGAUAGAAAAGGUAGACACACACACACACUCUCUCAAGCCGGAUCACUGAGGAGCUGAGCUGCGCACCUGGAAAACAACAGCCCCAAUGCUCCACCGCAGGCUCGCACCGCCGGACUCCUACCACCAAAUGAAAUCGGGACGCGUUGAUCAUCACGGACUUUGGUUUGUCCCGAGGAGCUCUUUAAUUCACGCGCGCGGCAGCUCGGAGCACCUGGACACCCCGCGGGACUCUGCGGAGGAAUAGAGGCCGGUUUUGUUGCACCGAGCGGAGCGUCGUUCUACCGGCUGGCUGCGGCCGAGCGAGCACCAUGAGUAGGAAGACGCGGCGCUGGAUCUUCCACUUUUUCCUGUGCCUUGGAGUGUUGUAUCUGAAGAUCGGGGGUCUGUCCUCGGUGGUCGCACUGGGAGCGAGCAUCAUCUGUAAUAAGAUCCCCGGCUUGGCCCCCCGUCAGAGGACGAUCUGUCAGAGCCGACCCGACGCCAUCAUCGUGAUCGGAGAGGGGGUUCAGAUGGGGAUCAACGAGUGCCAGUUCCAGUUCAGACACGGACGCUGGAACUGCUCGGCCCUGGCGGAGAGGACGGUGUUCGGGAAAGAGCUCAAAGUGGGCAGCAAGGAGGCCGCGUUCACCUACGCUAUCAUCGCAGCCGGGGUCGCCCACGCCGUCACCGCGGCCUGCACCCAGGGGAGCCUGAGCGGCUGCGGCUGCGACAAGGAGAAGCAGGGCUUCUACAACCAGGAGGAGGGCUGGAAGUGGGGCGGCUGCUCCGCGGACGUCCUCUACGGCCUGGGGUUCUCCAAGGUGUUCGUGGACGCGCGGGAGAUCAAGCAGAACGCCAGGACUCUCAUGAAUUUACACAACAACGAAGUGGGACGCAAGGUCUUGGAGAAGGGCAUGCAUCUGGAGUGCAAGUGCCACGGCGUGUCGGGAUCCUGCACCACCAAGACGUGCUGGACGACGCUCCCCAAGUUCCGCCAGCUGGGAUAUGUCCUCAAGGACAGGUACAACCAGGCCGUGCAUGUGGAGCCGGUGCGGGCCAGCCGCAACAAGCGCCCCGUCUUCCUGAAAAUCAAGAAACCCCACUCCUACCGCAAGCCCACGGACACGGAGCUGGUCUACAUCGAGAGGUCGCCCAACUACUGCGAGGCCGACCCGCUGACGGGCAGCAUGGGAACGCAGGGUCGCCUGUGCAACAAGACGGCUCUGCAGCCCAACAGCUGCGACCUGAUGUGCUGCGGCCGAGGAUACGACACGCACCAGUACUCGCGCGUUUGGCAGUGCAACUGCAAGUUCCUGUGGUGCUGCUACGUGAAGUGCAACACAUGCAGCGAGAGGACAGAGGUGUACACCUGUAAAUAGAAAUAUUUAUUGGGCAUGUAUUUGGACGAGCGUGGCCGAUACACGCGUGCGGAGUGACUGACAUUCUCUCAACAAUCACGACACCCGGUUCCUCCAAUGUGUGUCGAUUAUACUGAUGCCAAUGGACAUCUGCCUUGACACUGGACUCAAUCUAUGGGCUUAUACAUUUUAUUUUUUUCAUUUGAAUGCCAUUUCCUGCCCCAGGCUUGACUUCUCUGCUGGCAUGACUCACCUCAAGCAGUUGUUUUUAUUUCUAGACUAAUAAUUUAUUAAAUGAGAAAACUACUGAUGAUUUUGGAAAAUUCACUGUUGACUAAAUCUGGUAAGGUUUUAAGUUGGUGUAGAUGCCUUCAAGUGGACUUAAAAGCAUUUUUUUUUUUAACAAGACAACUUACACACUGGAGCUCUACUGAAAGACACAUUUGCGAGCCUGCAGCUCAUGUGCUUUAAGCCUAGCAGAGGAACAUUAAACUACUGAUCCUGGGCUCGCUAUGAUAGUAUUGUUUCCACUCGUCUCUGUCCCCGUCCCCCACAGUUUGCUGCUAGUUGUCUGGAAUGUUACAGAGUUUGUGACUUAGCAGCAAUAUUGACUCUUCAAGCUAAGAUGAAUGUCACCAGGAGCAAAUGCGAGCUUCCAGACAUGACUUCCCCCUUAAUGUUGAUUGAUAGAAUAUAUUUUGUAAGAGAUUAUUUUUAUAUAAUAUUUUUUUUAAUUUAUUUUCUAUCUCUAUGUAAGAUAUUUUCCCUUAGCAUUUCUAACUGUUGAGUUACUGAGUUUGCCACUGAAGCACUGUUUUGAAAAAUUGUGCCUUGUUCCUCGGCAGUGGAACACGAUAACGUUGAAUGAAAUGUGCAGCAUUGUGAUUCAUAACCCAUUUUAGGAAACUUUAUCUCACCUGGCUUUGCCACCUGUAGAGAGACAAAGUCCUGACGUCACCACCAUGCUAGCUGCUGUUCCGCUAACGUUAGCUUACGAAGCUUCUUUCAUCUGCCUUUCUGAAAAAGUAAAAUGUCUUUUUGUGGUUUACCAUCUAUAGCCUAAGUUCAACUAGUAUCUGCAACAGCUUUUGCCAUUCAAAUUCAAACCCUUGGAAAUUUAAACAAAGGUUAAACAAAAUAAUCAUUAGCAUAAUGCUAUACAUUUUUAAUGGUGCGGUACGCCUGUGGUACGUAUUAGCAGUAAUACGCCAUUGUAACUGUGGCUCUCUCUGUUAGCUAUGAUACCCACCCUCGUGUUUUUGUCAUCUUUCCAUCUUAUGAGCUGUAAUCUCUGCUGUCUAAACAACGUUUGGGUCAUUCUGCCAUGACUAGCAUGACGUGUGAGUAACAAAGGUCUUUAAUGGUGUUUGUUAAAGGCUGCUAACAAGGAAAAAUUAAUAAACAUAAAUAAAUAUUAAAUUUUUUUCUAAAACUAUCUAUCCAUCUAUACAUAUGGAUUGAACCACAUGACCAACCCAUUCUCACUCCCAACACGUCAAAUUCCGACGCUUGGUCAUUGGCAUGAUACAGAUGCCAAGGUGCAGCCUUUAGCAUCUGUAUGGGACGCACUGGGCUUUCAAAUCUGCAUCAUUAUGAGACUUCAUAGCAACCGAGAGAGUAUAAAGAGGGAGGAAACCUGUUAAGGGCAGAUGUGAGGGGAGGUCGGACAGGUCAAGCAAACACAGGACUUUCACCCAGGAGACUGCCUGCUGUUUAUGUCCAAGAUAACUUACACACUUAACUACACUGGUUACCCAACAAGCGUUCUUAUUUUACAUAAAAACAUACUUAUUUGAACCCAAACCAUGAUGGUUUCCUCAGCCUAUCCAAGUACUUUUGUUGUUGAAGUAAACCUAAAAACUAAGUAAACCUAUGUUGGAAGUUAAUUUUAAAAGACACUGACGAAAACUGUACAUUUCUUGUGAACACAGAGGACUGCUUUGAAAAGAAAAGCAUCAUAGUUUGAAGUGUAGGACCACUGACCAGGUGCUGGUAUUUAGCGAGUUGGGAGUGAGACUGUUGAGGUUAUUAUAUUUCAGGAACAGAAUCUGGGAGUUACAGUUUCACUGUGGCUCUCUAUGUGGAUAAGCACCAAUACACAGCUCUACUUUUGGGCUCUUUGUCUAUUCUCUCACCAACACCAAGUAGGGCUGGGUAUCAUUUCAUAUGAAUACUUAAAAAAAAAAAGAUCAUUAGACAGUCAGAAGUAGAGAGAUUGGGAAGAGAUGGACGGUGGAAUAUCCAACAAAUGGUCGGAUCCUUGAACUCUACACGUCCAGGACAUCAGCUGUACAAAACUAAUAUACCUGAGUUUCUCUACCAAUACAAAAACAAAAUGAGUAAAAUAAAUAAAUAUGAAAUAUCUGAUUGGGGAAUAAAUAAACAAGACAACAAAGCCAGACCAAGCAAUUCAAUCCAAUCUUCUAAUACUUGAUAGUCUGAACUUAAUGACUUUGACAUUGUGAUACCCAGCCCUAAUACUUCAACAUAUAACAACCAAUCCUAACCGGGACACUAGUGGCCAGUUGGGAUUGUACAGUAUACAGUAGGUUGAUGGGUGCAGCAAACAAUGCAGUUUUUUUUUUAAAUUCACAGUUCUCUCGUUAGGUUGUUAAAAAGACUUUCGAGUGACGUGACAUUCAGUACUGACUCAGUCCUUGUUAAAGCUUCUUCUUGCAUGAGACUGAACUGACGAAGCAAUAUCGCCCGCUGCUGCAGUGCUCUUAAAUCAGAGGUCACUGUUGACGUAUUCCAAGUAAAACCACGUUGUCUUUUCAUUCAUCUUUUGGCUAAUAAAAGUUGUUGUUGUGGGAGGUCA